Spirometra erinaceieuropaei is the source of this 552-nucleotide messenger RNA. The record is from the annotation of a GenBank genome assembly. NCBI's taxonomy places the organism in Eukaryota, Metazoa, Platyhelminthes, Cestoda, Diphyllobothriidea, Diphyllobothriidae.
AUGAGGACAGCGUGGUGCGGGUGAGUGUGUUGCAUCCUCUUUGUUCUUUGUUAUCAUUGUCAUCUAUCUGCUUAUUUGCUACAUCUUAUUGUCAUUAUGUUUAAGGAAGAGUCCAAGAGAGCAUGAAGACGUCCAAUUAAGCGAUAUGGUGACGAAAUAUUUAGAGAAAUUGAAGAAACUGUACGGAAAAUACGGUUGUUUGUAAAUGUCUCACAAGCCACUUUACGCAAUUGCUCUGUUGUAUGAGUGGACUACCCGAUUCGGCGACGAACGAACUCAUCAAGGGUACGUUCUCAAUAAUUAUUGAUCACUGCUCUAUCCACAGAGGUCUUAGGGAUUUGGAAUGACGACGGUAAAGCCGCCCUUGCCGAUCUGGAGUUGUCCAUUAAAAAGCGGCUUAAACGGUCACUGGAAACUGUCAAAAAAGGCAAAGGAUUAGUAGCAACACCCAAGCCGACGGUAAGUGUUCUUCCAUUACCAAUUAAACACGACUCUUUAAUGUAGAUCCAACACCGGGAUCUUCAACAGGGAGCUCGACCAAUUCAACAAUGA